UUGGAGCGCUGCGGCGCCGUCUGGGCAGGGAGCAGAAGUGGUCCUCGCUGAGUUCUGCAAGAUGAACGGCCACGCCUCUCCUCCUCGUGACCUCCAAGUCAUCGGUGGCACCAGGCCGGCUGCUGUCUCUAAGACCGUGAAAGCCGUGCUGGGAGCUGGCACCCCAUCUGUGCCCCAGGCCAGGAGCAUCGCCGGGGUGUGGGUGGAGGCAUCGGGCCGGGCCCAGGGUCUCUAUGCUGCCAUGAAGCAGGGUCUCCUGCCCUCCGGGCUUGGGCUGGCUCUGCUGGAGGCCCAGGCAGCCACAGGGGGCCUGGUGGACCCCACGCAGGGCCAGCUGCUCCCCGUGUCUGAGGCCCUGCAGCAGGGCCUGGUGGGCUUGGAGCUCAAGGAGAAGCUACUGGCUGCCGAGCGUGCGGCCACUGGGUACCCUGAUCCCUAUGGGGGCGAGAAGCUGGCCCUCUUCCAGGCCAUUAGGAAGGAGGUGGUAGACAAGGCGCUGGGGUGGAACUGGCUGGAGGCCCAGCUGGCCACUGGGGGACUGGUGGACCCCAUCCGGGGGGUGCGUGUGGCCCCCGAGCUGGCCUGCCAGCAGGGCCUCCUGGACCAGGAGACGUGGCAUGGGCUGUCGGAGCUGGGGCCUGGCUCAAGCGCCCUGGGCUUCCUGGACCCCAACACACUGGAGCAGCUGCUCUACCGGGAGUUGCUGGGCAGGUGUGUGCAGGCGCCCAGCACAGGGCUGGCCCUACUGCCCCUCAAGGUCACGUUCCAUACCCUGGGUGGGGCUGUGAGCUUGGCUGAGCUGCUGGAGGUGGGGAUCUUGGACGAGGAGACAGCCCAAGGCCUGCGGGAGGGCCGGCUGGCGGUGCCAGAUGUGGGUGCCCGUGCUGAGGUGCAGCGUUACCUGCAGGGCACUGGUGGUGUGGCUGGGGUUGUCCUGCUGCCUGCAGGGCACAAGAAGAGCUUCUUCCAGGCUGUGGCCGAGCACCUGCUUCCCACAGGUGCUGUGCUUCUGCUCCUGGAGGCUCAGGCUGCCACCUGCACGCUGGUGGACCCAGCCACUGGCCGGCAGCUGCGGGUGGAUGAGGCGGUUCGGGCAGGCCUGGUCACCCCUGAGCUCCACAGGCAGCUCCAGGUGGCAGAGAAGGCAGUGACGGGCUACCACGACCCCUUCAGUGGCACCCGCGUUCCCCUUUUCCAGGCCAUGAAGAAGGAGUUGGUGGACCAGCCUCUGGCACUCAGGCUCCUGGAAGCCCAGCUGGCCACGGGCGGGCUAGUGUGUCCUGCCCGCCGGCUCCGGCUGCCCAUGGAGGCUGCCCUGCGCCUCGGCUGCCUGGAUGAAGAGACUCAGCAGCACCUCUUGAGGGCUGCUGGCUUCUUGGAUCCCAGCACGCAUGAGAGCCUCAGCUAUGGGCAGCUGCUGGCCCGCUGCGUCACUGACCUGGAGACGGGACUGGCGUUCCUGCCCAUCUCAGCGGGGAGCCCUGGGGAGGAGUCCCAGGGGCCCCUGUUCAUUGAGCACAGCACCCGGCAGGUCUUGAGUGCUGUCACGGCCACCGUCUCUGUAGGCAGGUUCCAGGGCCGGCCCACGUCGCUCUGGGAGCUGCUCUUCUCCGAGGUGGUACCUGUGGAGCAGAGGGUGACGCUGACCCAGCAGCACAAGCACGGGGCCCUCUCAGUGGAGGAGCUGGCGGCUGCGCUGAGGGCCACCCAUGAGCAGGCUGCAGCCACUGCCAGAACCACCUUUGCUGGGCUCAGGGUCCCCGUGACUCCGGGAGAGCUGCUGAGAGCGGAGAUCAUUGGCCAGGAUGUUUAUGAGCAGCUGGAACAUGGCCAGACCACGGCCCAGGACGUGGCCAGCCUGGACUCAGUGCAGAGGUACUUGCAAGGCACUGGCUGCAUUGCUGGCUUGCUGCUGCCUGGGUCCCAGGAGCCCCUCAGCAUCCACGAGGCUUACAGGAAGGGGCUUCUCAGGCCGGGCACGGCACUCAUCCUCCUAGAGGCACAGGCAGCCACUGGCUUCAUCGUUGAUCCCAAAGAAAACAGGAGAUACUCGGUGGAGGAGGCGCUGAGGGCUGGUGUCAUCGGGCCUGAGAUGUUUGCCAAGCUGCUGUCGGCCGAGCGCGCGGUCACCGGCUACACCGACCCCUACACCGGGCAGCAGAUCUCCCUCUUCCAGGCCAUGAAGAAGGACCUCAUCGUGCGCGAGCACGGCAUCCGCCUGCUGGAGGCCCAGAUCGCCACGGGCGGCGUCAUCGACCCCGUGCACAGCCACCGCGUGCCCGUGGACGUGGCCUACCAGCGCGGCUACUUCGACGAGGAGAUGAACCGCAUCCUGCAGGACCCCAGCGACGACACCAAGGGCUUCUUCGACCCCAACACGCACGAGAACCUCACGUACAUGCAGCUGCUGGAGCGCUGCGUGCAUGACCCCAACACGGGGCUCUAUCUGUUGCCACUUAAAAGCGCACAGACCCUGCUGGCAGAUGAGGCCACCCGGCAGGCCUUCCAGAGCCUGCUGCUGUUGGUGCAGCACGGGCGGUUCCGGGGACGGAGGGUGUCCGCUUGGGAGUUGGUCAACUCGGAGUACAUCAGCGAGGCACGCCGGCGGUGGCUGCUGCAGAGCUUCCGACGGCACCAGGUGUCCCUGGAGGAGGUCUCGAAGCUGCUGGAGAGGGAGGUGGAGAGCCAGGCAGAUGUCGCCCUCCCCACACUGCGGGGCCGGGUGACUGCCUGCCAGCUCCGGGAGGCUGGUGUCAUCGACCAGGAGGUCCUGGGCCGCGUGCUGGCGGGGACGCUCAGCCCUGAGGCCCUGCUCUGCACAGAGAGCAUCAGCAAGUUCCUGUGCGGCUCAGGUGCUGUGGGUGGCGUGCUCCUGCAGCCCUCUACCCGGCGGCUCGGCCUCUACCAGGCCAUGAAGCAGAAGCUGCUGGGGCCAGGAGUGGCCCUGGCCCUGCUGGAGGCCCAGGCAGCCACGGGGGGCGUGACCGACCCCCACGGUCCGGAGCCCAUGUCCUCGGAUGAGGCUGUGCGCCGGGGGCUUGUGGGGCCGGAGCUCUACAGCAGGCUGGCCUGGGCUGAGUGCGCUGUCACUGGCUUCCCGGACCCCUUCUCUGGAAAGCUGCUGUCCCUAUUCCAGGCCAUGAAGAAGGGCCUUGUCCCUGCGGAGCAGGCCAUCCGCCUCCUGGAGGCCCAGGUGGCCACGGGCGGGGUCAUUGACCCCACCAGCCACCACCACCUCCCCAUGCUCGUGGCCUUGCAGCGUGGCUACAUUGACCAGGAGGUGAUGUUGGCCUUGUCCGACUCCAAGACCUUCCCCACGCAUGACGGCAGGGGACACACCAGCUAUGCCCAGCUUCUGGAGCAGUGUGUAAGGGACGAGGCCUCUGGCCUUCACUUUUUGCCCCUGCCGGAAAGUGCCCCUAUGGUUCCCACGGAUGAGCAGGUGCGGAAGACCCUGAAGGCCAUGCCUGGGGCUGAAGACGGCACGUCCCUCUGGGAGCUGCUGGAGUCCUGCCACUUCACUGAGGAGCAGCGGAGGGGCUUCCUGGAGGACUUUAGGGAGGGGAGGACCACGACACAGCAGCUGCAGGCGGCCGUGCAGAGGCAGGUGCAGGAGGCAGAGCUCCUGGCGAGGGCCCAUGUCACGCUGCCUGGCCCCCGUGGCGGGGUGCCUGCCGUCUGGCUGCUGGACGCCGGCAUCAUCACUCGGGAGACCCUGGAGGCACUGGCACAGGGCAUGCAGUCACCUGCUGAGGUCGCUGAGCAGCCGACGGUGCGGGCCUGCCUCUGGGGCACGGGCUGUGUGGCUGGGGUGCUGCUGCAGCCCUCAGGGGCCAAGGUGAGCAUCUCCCAGGCUGUGAGGGAUGGCCUCCUGCCCGCCGGCCUGGGGCAGAGACUACUGGAGGCCCAGGUGGUGUCUGGCUCUCUUGUGGAUCCUUUGACCAACCAGAGACUAUCGGUGGAGGAGGCGGUCAAGGCUGGCCUGGUGGCUGGGGCAUUGAGUGAGCAGCUCCAGCAGGUUGAGAAGGCAGUGACUGGGUACAUGGACCCCUGCUCGGGAGGCUCCCUCUCACUGUGGCAGGCAGUGGAGAAAGGGCUCGUGCCUCGGAGCGAGGGCCUCCCACUCCUGCAGGCGCAGCUGGCCACAGGGGGUGUGGUGGACCCCGUCCACGGGGUGCACCUGCCCCAGGUGGCAGCCUGCAGGCUCGGCCUCCUGGAUGAGCAGACAAGCAGUAUGCUGACCUCAACGGAUGAGGACAGCAAGUUCUUCUUCGACCCAGGCACACGGGACAAGGUGACCUACGGACAGCUCAAGGAGCACUGUGUCCUAGAUGCCGACACUGGCUUGUGGCUGCUGCCACUCCCCCAGGACAUGGCGCUAGAGGUAGAUGACCACACAGCAGUGGCCCUGAGGGCCAUGAAGGUGCCGGUUGGGGCAGGGAGGUUCAGAGGGCUCAGCAUCUCACUCUGGGACCUGCUGCAUUCAGAGUAUGUAGGGCUCCAAAAGCGGCGGGAGCUGGCAGCACUCUGCCAGUCUGGGAGGGCCACAGCCCUGCGGCAGGUGGUCACUGCAGUCACCACCCUAGUUGAGGCCUCAGAGAGGCAGCCCUCACAGGCCACCUUCAGGGGUCUCCGGAAGCAGCUGUCGGCCAACGACCUGUUCAGGUCCCAGCUGAUCGACAAGAAGACGCUAGAUGAGCUGAGUCAAGGGAAGAGGACCGUGCAGGAGGUGGCAGAGAUGGACCACGUGCGGCGGUACUUGGAAGGGGGCAGCUUCAUUGCCGGGGUCCUCAUCCAGGACACCAAGGAGAAGAUGAGCAUCUCAGAGGCUCUGAGAAGAAACGUCCUGCGGCCAGGCACGGCUCUGGUGCUGCUGGAGGCACAGGCGGCCACUGGCUUCCUCAUUGACCCUGUGGAGAACUGCAAGCUGACUGUGCAGGAGGCAUUCGCAGCCGGGAUGUUUGGCAGGGAAACCUACCAGAAGCUGUUGUCGGCCGAGCGUGCUGUCACGGGCUACACCGACCCCUACACCGGGCAGCAGAUCUCCCUCUUCCAGGCCAUGAAGAAGGACCUCAUCGUGCGCGAGCAUGGCAUCCGCCUGCUAGAGGCCCAGAUUGCCACGGGCGGCAUCAUCGACCCUGUGCACAGCCACCGCGUGCCCGUGGACGUGGCCUACCAGCGCGGCUACUUCGACGAGGAGAUGAACCGCGUGCUGGAGGACCCCAGCGACGACACCAAGGGCUUCUUCGACCCCAACACGCACGAGAACCUCACAUACAUGCAGCUGCUGGAGCGCUGUGUGAAGGACCCUGAGACAGGGCUCUACAUGCUGCAAAUCGUAAAGAAAGGAGAAACCUAUGUGUACAUUGAUGAAGCCACAAGGCAAGCCCUGCAGUCAAAAACUACUGAAAUGCUCGUGGGCAUGUUUGCCCAGCAGGUGGUCUCCUUCUGGGACCUGCUGUCCUCACCGUACUUCACAGAGGAAAGGAAGAAAGAGCUUGUCCAGGGGUACAAAGCUGGGAACGUCAGCUUAGAGCAGCUGCUGAAGGUCAUCACCACGACGGUCGAAGAAACAGAACAGCAAAACAAGGGCAUCAGGCUGGCAGCCAUUGGAGGAGAGGUGACGGCUGCAGAGCUGUUUAAUUCAGGGAUCAUCGAUAAGAAGACCCUGGACGCGCUGCACAAUGAGGGAGCGGAGGGAAAGGAUCUCGGCUGCCUGCCGCACGUGAAGGUCUACCUGGAAGGCAGCGGCUGCAUCGCAGGGCUGACCACGCCCUCCACCCACGAGGUGCUGAGCUUCUAUGAGGCCAGCAGGAAAGGGCGUAUCCCCGCGGGAUUUGCAGCCCACCUGCUGGAGGCUCAGGCAGCCACGGGAUUCCUGCUGGACCCCCACAGCCACCAGAGGCUCUCCGUGGAUGACGCUGUGGCCGCCGGCCUGGUGGGUGUGGAACUGCAGGAGAGGCUCCUAAAUGCUGAGAAAGCCGCCAUGGGAUACACAGACCCAGGCACAGGACACACCUUGUCCUUGUUCCAGGCAAUGCAGAGGAAGCUGGUGAAACGGGAGUUGGCACUCAGACUGCUUGAGGUGCAGGUGGCCACGGGGGGCGUCAUGGACCCGCAGCACCACCACCGGCUUCCACUGGACACUGCCUACAAACGCGGCUGUCUGGACCAGGACACGUACCCACUGGUGGCAGAGCAGAAGUGUAUGAAUAAACGGUUUGUGGAUCCCAACACUCAGGAGAAGGUGACAUACCAGGAACUGCAGGAGAGGAGCCACCGAGAUGAGAAGACCGGCUGGGCUCUGUUCCCAGUGCUCAAGGAUGAACAGGAAUCCCAGUUUAUCGAUGAGACCACUAGACGAGCGCUUGAGGCUGAACGGGUGGAAGUCAUAGUGGGGCGGUUUAAAGGCCAGAGGCCAUCAGUCUGGGAAUUGCUGAAUUCUGAAUACGUGACAGAGGAAAAAAAACUAGAGUUAGUACGAAAAUACAAGCAGGACACAGCACAUGCAUUAGAAAAGGUGGUAAAGGUGAUCUUUGAGAUAAUCAGUGAGAAAGAAAAGAACAAUAAGCCGCUAUGGUUCAGAGGAAUCAGGAAACAGAUCACGGCUUCUGAGCUGCUGACUUCAUCCAUCAUAAGCAGGGAGACGCUGCAAGCCUUGGAGGCCGGGCAGGCCUCUGUGGAUGCUGUCACAAAGAACGAGGUGGUGAGGCGCUACCUGGAGGGCACCGGGUGCAUCGCGGGCGUGCUGGUCCCCGCCAAGGACGAGCCCGGGCGCCAGGAGAAGAUGAGCAUCUACCAGGCCAUGUGGAAGGGCGUCCUGCGGCCGGGCACGGCCCUGGUGCUGCUGGAGGCGCAGGCGGCCACGGGCUUCGUCAUCGACCCCGUGCGCAACCAGAAGCUGUCCGUGGAGGAGGCGGUGGCCGCGGGCGUGGUGGGCGGCGAGCUCCAGGAGAAGCUGCUGUCGGCCGAGCGCGCGGUCACCGGCUACACCGACCCCUACACCGGGCAGCAGAUCUCCCUCUUCCAGGCCAUGAAGAAGGACCUCAUCGUGCGCGAGCACGGCAUCCGCCUGCUGGAGGCCCAGAUCGCCACGGGCGGCGUCAUCGACCCCGUGCACAGCCACCGCGUGCCCGUGGACGUGGCCUACCAGCGCGGCUACUUCGACGAGGAGAUGAACCGCGUGCUGGAGGACCCCAGCGACGACACCAAGGGCUUCUUCGACCCCAACACGCACGAGAACCUCACGUACAUGCAGCUGCUCCAGAGGGCUACUCCGGAUCCUGAAACAGGGCUCUUAUUUCUUUCUCUCACUGGAAAAUGAUCGUUCAUUCGUGUUGAAUAAAAUUUUGUCUUCUGUUAAGAAUACAUAAGAAUGUUUUUGAAAAUUUUUUCUUGAUAUAUCUGUUUAGUUUAUUUUACUUCCAUGUUAAUUACCUUCAUGUCUUUUCCCUAGUUUUUAUUGUAAUUGCUUAUUUUUGUCUGUUUCCAUUAAAGUUAUGACCUUAAU
Messenger RNA from Odocoileus virginianus texanus, 7510 nucleotides. NCBI's taxonomy places the organism in Eukaryota, Metazoa, Chordata, Mammalia, Artiodactyla, Cervidae. The record is from RefSeq and is a predicted model, not a curated record.